AUACCAGCGGGUCACACAGAGCACUUAUUCCACUCUUGCCUCUGACAGAACCGGUUUAACAUUUUCAUGAAAGAUUUAGGGUUUUACAUAAUCAAUCAUGGAAUCUGAAAACCCAUCUGAUGCCAUCUCCUCCCCGACCCCGACCCCGCCCCCACCCCAACCUCCACUCCUACCGCCACCACCUUUUGAACAGCCCCCAUUAAAGAAACCCAAAAUGUCAUCAACUACCAAUACCUCCUCCGACGAAACAACCCCAAAACCCCCCCGUUACAAACGUCGAAAAAUUGCAAUCUUCUUCGCCUACUGCGGCGUUGGUUACCAAGGAAUGCAAAAGAAUCCAGGUGCAAAAACCAUCGAAGGAGAUCUUGAAGAAGCCCUCUUUGUCUCUGGUGCAGUUCCUGAAGCUGAUCGCGGCCAACUCCAACGCUGCGAGUGGGCUCGUUCUGCUCGUACAGAUAAAGGUGUUAGUGCAGUUGGUCAGGUUGUUUCUGGUCGAUUUUAUGUAGACCCACCUGGGUUUAUUCAACGUUUGAACUCUAAUCUUAAUCCCCGAAUCAGGAUCUUUGGGUAUAAAAGGGUCACACCAACGUUUAAUGCUAAAAAGUUUUGUGACAGGAGGAGAUAUGUUUAUUUGCUGCCUGUUUUUGCGCUUGAUCCUAGCAGUCAUCGUGAUAGGGAGAGUGUUUUAGCUAGUUUAGGGUCUGAGAACGAGCUUAUCAAGUGUGUGGGGUGUUCUGAGAGAGGGAGGAAGGUUUUUGGUGUAAUGGGCAAUAGGAAAUGUGGGAAUCUGAGUAGUUCUGUUCAUUCAGACAUUUCGUCGAACAGUUUGAGUGCAAUGGUAAAAGAUAGUGAAAAUGAGGUGGAAGAUAAAGGAGAACAUGGUAGUUUAAAGGAGGGUUUGACAAAUAAUGCAGGUGUUGAUCAUGAGGUGCUCGUUCAGUCAGACACUUCUCCAACCAAUGGAGAUGCAUCUUUGAUUUGUGAGGAUAAAGAGAAGAAUGAUAAAGAAGAGUAUAAAAAUGGUUCUCAGCAAGAACCCUUGAAGCUUGAUGCUACUAUGGUGGAUUCUGAUGUUUUGAGUGAUCCAGAAAGGUCAUUAAAAACCGAGCAGAUUAGUGAAUUCAAGUAUGGGGAAGAGGAAAGAACUAGGUUUAAUAGAAUCCUCAAUUAUUAUGUAGGAACCCAUAAUUUUCAUAACUUUACAACCCGAACAAAGGCUGAAGAUCCCUCAGCAAAACGAUACAUUGUAUCGUUCGAAGCCAACACCACGCUUACUCUCGAAGGGAUAGAGUUCGUGAAAUGCGAGGUUAUAGGGCAAAGCUUUAUGCUUCAUCAAAUUCGGAAAAUGAUAGGAAUGGCGGUGGCAGUGAUGAGGGAUUUCGUUCCUGAAUCAAUCUAUGACCGAGCAUUCGAUCAGGACUAUCACAUUAAUGUGCCCACAGCUCCAGAAGUAGGUUUAUACUUGGAUGAAUGUUUAUUCACCUCGUAUAACAAUAAAUGGAAAGAUUCGCACGAGGAGAUAUCGAUGAAAGAUUACGCGGAAGAAGCUGAGGAAUUCAAACUGAAGUAUAUAUAUACUCAUAUAGCCAAAACCGAACAUAAGGAAGGGUCUGUUGCUGUUUGGCUACAUUCCCUAAAUCAUCGUAAUUAUCCUGAUUUUCGCCCUCCUAAUGAUCGAGUGGAGGGUGCGGCGAAUGCUGAAGGGGAAAACGCGGAUAUCAAACAGGAUGUAGCGACUGAUGAAGGGGAGAUGGCGGUUAAUAGAGUCGAGUUGGCUGCUACCGAUGAUGGGGAAAAGGCGGUAAAUGAUGAAGUGAAAUGUGGGAGAUGAUAUGCCAUGGAUGUUCAUGUUCUUCCCUAAGUUUGUUUCUUCAACAAUUUUGGAGUCUAUAAGCCUUUUUUAGGGUUAUUUUGAUUCUAAAUUAGUUAGAUAAUUGGGUUGGGAAAGGGGUAUUUUUAUCCCUUUCAAUCAUUGAAUUUUAAUACUAUUGAAAAUGUAUUUACUUUCUAAUAUCUAUUCUAAAUGUUGUUAAUCAUUUAUAUUUUUUUGAUUUUAAUUAUGAUGAAUCAUGAUAAAAUUUACUUGUUCUUGUAAGGAUAAAUGUUGUAUGCAUUUGAUUUUCCAAAGUAUACUCUUGAA
Molecule: messenger RNA, 2140 nt
Organism: Amaranthus tricolor (Joseph's coat)
Lineage: Eukaryota; Viridiplantae; Streptophyta; Magnoliopsida; Caryophyllales; Amaranthaceae
Exons: 2
Coding region: 98-1831 (577 amino acids)
Biological process (GO): mRNA pseudouridine synthesis; tRNA pseudouridine synthesis
Cellular component (GO): nucleus
Molecular function (GO): pseudouridine synthase activity; RNA binding
Source: RefSeq, a predicted model, not a curated record